AUGGGACACUCCGAAUGGUUGCCCGGAUUGACCGAAUUCUUUCCUCCAACGCCUCACGCUCACCAGUUCGUCAAGAUUCUGAUCCUAACCUGGAUACCGAUCUCGCUACUGCAAUGGACGCCGCUCAAGCUAUUGCAGAUGAUGGGCAAAACGAGUGGUUCAACUGCCUUUCACUUGCCUGGACGAUUCGCCUGGAUCUGCGCUGAAGCAGUAGCGCCGUUCAAUAUGCUCUAUAUCAUGUAUGCUCUACCCUCGAAGCUGAGACCUCCACCCGAUGCCCCUUCAAGUAUCCUCAGGACUGGUCUUCCGAUCCAGUACGAGAUUCUCAUCCUACUGUACCUCAUCCACUACCUGAACCGGGCGUUCAUCACACCUAUACUUGCACCGAGCGUCAGCCCCAUGGGCCCUUGGGUCGCCUUUUUGAUGGCCUAUUUCCAGUACGGAAACUCUACCAACGUCGCCUGCUGGAUAGUCUACUCUGCUGUAAGGACCCAUGACGUCUCGCGAGUACUCAUGUCACCACUUGCGGGCCUCGGCCUAGGCCUCUGGCUUGCUGGAUUUUACGGCAAUAUCGCAUGUGAGCACAAGCUCUUCGAGCUGCGUCGUGGCGCGGCGAAACGCAAGGCCAAGUCAGAAGGCAAGGCAGAGGUCAGCUACCACAAGGUAUAUGUGGUACCACCACCGGAGGGUGGCUUCAAGUAUGUACUGCAUCCACACUAUGCCUUUGAAUGGCUGGAGUGGACGGGUUACUGGAUCUUAGGAGGUGCGUGGGGACUGGGAUGGGGUGCUGAGAGUGCAGCAUUGUGGUUUCUUGUUGCUGAAAUGUUCGUGAUGCUGCCGAGAGCACGUCAGGGGAAGCAAUGGUACGAGGAGCGAUUUGGGAAAAGGGCAGUGGCGGGGAGGGCGGCAGCGCUACCUUUUCCUGGACUUUGA
Messenger RNA from Cyphellophora europaea CBS 101466, 933 nucleotides. RefSeq lists its product as uncharacterized. Bases 1 to 933 code for a protein of 310 amino acids. Lineage: Eukaryota; Fungi; Ascomycota; Eurotiomycetes; Chaetothyriales; Cyphellophoraceae. Gene Ontology annotation, biological process: lipid metabolic process. The transcript has 2 exons. Gene Ontology annotation, molecular function: oxidoreductase activity, acting on the CH-CH group of donors. The record is from RefSeq and is a predicted model, not a curated record.